UGAAUGUGUAAAAGUUGGUCAACAUAUUAUAAUGCCGAGAGUGAUAAUUGUGUCCGACUUUGAUGCCACCAUUGACACACAGUUUAAGGGGAGGGACGCCGACAACAGCGAAGACAGAAUUAAAGUACAGAGAGAGCUGUUCAAGUUAGGUCUUACAUAUAAGUCACGUGAUUAUGGCGUAUUUUGCGUUCCUAUUGGGGAGAGCAACCGUCCGGUGACGGAGGGCUUUAUUUCUAAAUGUGGUGGUGAGAUUGUGCCACAUAAAGGUGCAAAAAACGUCGGGAACUAUUAUAGAUACCAGGUGACCAUUGGUCGAGCUUUUGUUGAUUAUGACGAGGGUUUAAAAAAUAACCAAGAUUUGGAUGUGUAUUCGCUUGUACAAAGCACCAUGCCGCAGACUGGUUUAGAUAAGAAGCAUGAGAAAGCCGUUGUUGCAUUGUUGGAAAAGGUUUUACAAAAAGAAGAUGGUAUAGACGAUUCAGAUGAAGAAGAAAUUGUUUCACCUACGGAGAAUAAAGAUAAUGGUGGCGGGAAAGUGAAAUCAAAUUGUUUUGAUGAUGAUGGUGAUGAUGAUGAUGAUGAUGAAGAAGAAGAAGAUGAUGAUGAUCCACCAGAUCUUCCAGAAUGGGUGCCUACAAGAAAUGUGGAUACUAUCGGAUUUGAGGAGCAAGGUGGGUUACCAUCGAUUGGUUCCCGUGUUGUUAGAGGUAAGGACUGGAAAUGGGGGGACCAAGACGCUAAUGGACCAGGAACUGUCGUAGGACACAAACAAAAAGGUAUAGCAUAUAUUUUAUGGGACAACGAUCAGAUCGGGGCUUAUAGACAUAAUCUGAGUGGACAAUAUGAUGUUAUAAAGAGCCAAGAACCAAGGCACGUGACUCCAGGAAAUAUUGAAGUCGGCUGCUGUGUGAUAAGGGGAACGGACUGGAAUCGUGGAGAUGAAGACGGGGGAAGUGGUACUGUCGGUGUUGUAGUACGGAAGUUGACGGAUAGAUACGUUAUGGUAAGAUGGCCGUCAAGAGUGAUUGAAACUUACAAGUUUGGAGCUGAUAACAAGUGGGACUUGGAAGUAACUCAAGAUGUCCCUCAUGCAGCUGGUAAUGACCAAGUAGAAGAACCAGUAGCAAGGCCACCUUCUGUUCCACCUCAGGGUCAACACUCCGAAGAAACGUUGAAGCCUUGGUGGUCAUGGAUGGACAGUCGCGACCAAUGGCGACCUUUCUCGGAACAAAGUGUAGCUAAACUUGAACAUAAGAUGGCAAGCGGACUUCCACAACAACAGUGCUUGGUUGACUAUGAAAAUAAACCGGUAAAAGUAUUCCUAUCACAAAAUAUCUGUGAAAUUGGUGGUGUACAGCACCAUGUCAAAAGAGAAAUGCUAAAAGCAGAUGAGAUUGAAAGCAUGAAAAUGUUGGAGCAAUAUCUAGAGCCUAUAAACUAGGUUGAACUUGCAAAAGAACGUUACAAUUUCUUGAACACCGGACUUUAAAGCUCAAUGGGAGAUUUUCCUUGUGAAACACAAAUUUGGAGAACAUCUCUACUGAUUUUAAAAAGAAAUCUAAUAAGCCACAUGGCUUGCUUAAUUAAAAUGAAAUGUACGUGUUAUAUGAAAUUAAUGUAUGACAUUCAAAAUGGCUGAUUUCUAAAGUUUAGACAAAUAUCACACAAUCUCAUUUUUUUUCUCAUUUGAAUUUGUUGUUUAUAUCGUAUGUGGUGUAUCUAUUUGUACAUAUUUGUCACAAUGUUAAAAUAUUCUUUUAUCUAUGAUUUGACAGGAAGAUUCUUUUCGUAUUUGUAUUAUUUGUAUGUUCAACUUUGUCAAAAUUAUAAUGUAAAUUUAUACUUUUAGAAAACCCACUUUUUAAUUAUAAACAUUCAAGCAUCAUUCCUUGUCUCUUAAGUGAACAUUUGAAGAUGAUACAAAUUUUUUCCAACCAGGAGUACUUUUAAUGUCUCUUAAGCUUGUGUACAAAACAAAAACUUAAUUUAUGUUGAUUUUUAGCCAUCAUUAUUUAGUCACUUUAUUUUUGUUUAAAUCUCAAAAUGUCAUUUUUGCCAUAUUAAUAGAUUAUGUUGACAAAAAUUACACCAUGCAUUUGUAUAAUAUAUACAGAACAACUGCUUAUUGAAAUACUAGAUAUAAUGUUCUUGAAAAUACAAUAAUAUCUUGAAAAUACAUUUGUUUUAAAAUAAGUUUGACUGUGUUUUGCAUUUUGUCGAAAAGAUGACAUGUCGACAGUGAUAGAAUAAACUUUAUCAUGAAAAAACGG
Ruditapes philippinarum (Manila clam) is the source of this 2270-nucleotide messenger RNA. RefSeq lists its product as uncharacterized. The coding region runs from base 32 to 1441 and encodes 469 amino acids. Gene Ontology annotation, cellular component: cytoplasm. The record is from RefSeq and is a predicted model, not a curated record. The transcript is spliced from 13 exons. Gene Ontology annotation, molecular function: ubiquitin-protein transferase activity; metal ion binding. Gene Ontology annotation, biological process: protein ubiquitination. NCBI's taxonomy places the organism in Eukaryota, Metazoa, Mollusca, Bivalvia, Venerida, Veneridae.